Molecule: messenger RNA, 3176 nt
Organism: Amoebophrya sp. A25
Lineage: Eukaryota; Dinophyceae; Syndiniales; Amoebophryaceae
Source: the annotation of a GenBank genome assembly
AUGGCAAGUGGUGGAGCAUCUUCAGCGGUGGUAGAUCGCGUGUAUGAUGUCAUCAUUGCCGGCGCAGGUCUCUCGGGUUUGACCACAGCAAUGCGCAUGUUGGAGCAACGCCCUCAAACGAGUGUUCUCUUGCUGGAAAGCAGCGCGCACCGCAUCGGGGGACGCAUUCUGUCGCCGCAGGGCGCGGACCUUGGACCCGCGUGGAUUUGGCCACACGCACAGCCGCGUAUGAUGCGCCUACUACGAGAUUUGGAUCAGCAAAAUUCAUCAGCUACUCCUGGGCAAGCCAGGGAUAACGAUUCCAAAAAGAAUAAUCGGAAACCGUUGUUACCCCUGAUACCUCAAGAAAGUGGAUUCGGCGGAGAAGCUCGCAUGCGAGGAGGCCUUGGCAGGUUGAUUGAAGAGCUGAAGAGGCGUGUAGAGCAGGACGUGGAUCAGGAGAUGGAUGCUAAAGUAGUCAAGAUCGUAGAAGAGCAACAUAUUUCUCAUAGGGGGACUAGUGGUUCCGAAGAUGUGUCGAGGACGUCUCCGUCGGGUGCUGGUGCUAUUGAAACGGCUGCAGACACAGGUGGAACUCGCCCAACAGUGGUUGCCGUGCACACAGCUGACGGGCGCGUUUUUCGUGCACGACAGGUGGUUCUGGCUUUCCCACCCAAAAAGGUGCUGAGUGACGUGAAAUUCGCUCAGAAUGACGGUAAAAACGGCUUGGAAGUGGAAAACAACACGCCGUUGAACCUGUCGCGCCACGUAAAGCAGCAAAUGGCGAAUCAGCCGGUUUGGAUGGGCCCAGCGGGAAAAAUUGCUUUGUUUUAUCGAGAAAAGUGGUGGAGUCCGGAUGCAUUGAUGCGAACGCAAUUACCCUUACCACGGGGCACGGGGACUGGCGACUCGUACUCGAAGAUCCACCCGCAACAUCAACCGCACGCCUUUCAGGCCUACGACGCUGGGAGCGUUAUCGUGGACGGUGAGCCAAUGCAUGUUUUGGUCGCCUUUGUGGCCCUGGGCAGCAACAACCAGAGCCUCCUUGCACAAGAUUAUCAAGCCUGGACACAAAAGUACGUUAGUGGCAACGGAAAACAUGCGGAAACCAUCGUCGAUAACGGCAGCACAGCCUAUCAAAAGCUGGUUCUAGCGAACGUGUUAGAGCAAUUAGGGCGUGUUUCUAUGUUAAUUUCUGCUAGUAAAGGAAAUACAUUAGGCGCAGAGCCUUCAAACAGUUACGCUCCUUCCCCGGAUAUGGUCACAUUCAAGGCGUGGCGUAAUGACACAGACAUUAUGCCGGAGAGUGACCAGAAUAUGGCCUUUCCCCAACACCCGCAUGGCAUUCGCGGACUCAACAAUGACCAUCCUGGACGAGCUAUCUGGUUCGCGAGCUCAGAAGCCGCAGAAGACUGGACGGGCAUGCUGGAGGGUGCAGUGAUUGCUGGAGAGCUAGCGGCAGACGUCGUUAUAGAGAAGUUGCAGGAGACGGCAAGUGAUGUGGAGUUGCAGGAAAAGAAAAUCCAAUAUCAAAGAAGAGACGGCAAGUGAUAUGGAGUUGUAGGAAAAGAAAAUCCAAUAUUAUAUACUAUAGAAGUAUAAUGGAUGAAAGAAGUAGAAGUAAGCAGAAGCACAUCACGCACGUUCGGUCUAUAUGUCUAUGUGCAUUAAGUACCUAUACGGUGCAGAGAAAAACUACCAAUUUGACAAUAUUACCUAGACUCCAAUAAAUUAAGAAUAUGGCAAUAUUAGACUAAAUUACAAGAGCAAGGCCAACUACAUGAUUGAGCUUACGUCGUAUUUCGUCGGCUGCGAAAGCAACGUUUCGAUCUAUGCGAUGUUGACGUACCAGAAACCUUUUCGAUCUAUGCGAUGUUGACCCAGUAUAUGGCAUGGAACUACAUUACAAUAAUAGAAUUGUGUCGUGGAAGAGAUGACGGAUGACUCAGUUUUCUGACGUAUCUAUUGUGCGUCAAACAGUGUUCUGAAACCAGAAGGCCCAGACCUAUUAUGACUGUUUCUCAGCUAGUGCAGCGAGAAUUUUGUUCAUGGCAGAGGCAAUGUGACAAAUCAGCACUAGGCAGUAAGGUCGUGUAAAAAGAAUGGGGCCACAGACUUCGCUGAAUGAACAGAAAAGGGAGUCUCCCCCGUGUUUGUUGAGGAGUAGGCUUGUCCGUAUCGGUGGCAAUAAUCGGCAGCAAUUACAGUUUUUUCCAAAUGAGAUUGAACGAGCAGUUAGUGUAAAAAGGGCAACGAGAGACAGAGAACGAGAAUGCGCGCAUGAUCGUCGGAAACACUGUGCUUUCGCAGUAAAAAAAGCCCGAAAUCGGUGGAACUGCUAAGUCGUCGAUUCGUUUCGAAGUGUUUCUAGGAGAUUUCAGUAUCAGUUUAGUGUUUCAGUGUCCUUUUAACGAGAAAGAAAGAAGUUCGCUGACCAGUGACCACGAGACUUCAAUUCAAAAGGUACACAUUCAUACAUUCGCCGUGAAAACCCAAGCCUCCGUCGCAUCAACAAUGUUAGAGUCUGCGCCGAUUUAUCUACUCUUUUGAAACAAGAAACUGAAGUGAAUAUGUAUAAGUACAACGAAAGUGACCCAAAUUGAUGAAAAUUCGCAUUAUCUUCUCUGCACCCAUAAAAUCCACACAGCUCUUUGAAACAACACAGUUGAACUCAGACAUUCUGUAUCUAUUGGGAACUCGUGUUUUCCCCUUCCGAAUAUACUCUUGUUGAGAAGAAGAUGGCAACGUGACUGACAGGUGCAUACCUGUUUCCCUUUCCGAUUAUCCACCGGAACGAUUAUCAGCCGGAAUUAAUCGCUUUUGCAGGUCGUAUCUGCAGCUUUUUCCAGCUUCACCGACAAGAAUGACAGUAAGCCAUUCUUUACCGGCUGCAGUUGCGCCUCCGGUUUCGUCGCCUCGAAGGCGACAGCGCUCGGAACUUCUCUCGUCGACGACGAUGUUCCUGAGACGAGAUCCGCGAUCGGGCCAGUCAUGCAGCAGUGAACGACGCUGCGACGCUAGAAGAGACAAUAGGGGUCCGCUGUGGCCGCGGAUGAGGUUAGCGCUGCACGAGAAGUGCGCGGACGUGCUCUGCAGCCCUGUAUUGGCAGUGGACGACCGAACUCAUGAUGCCAAAAUAGCCACUUCUAGAGGACUAACAUCACUAGACGGCGGCGUGGGUGAGCAAAGUAUAACUC